Protopterus annectens (West African lungfish) is the source of this 1749-nucleotide messenger RNA. RefSeq names its product exosome component 9 (gene EXOSC9). The transcript has 12 exons. Gene Ontology annotation, cellular component: cytoplasmic exosome (RNase complex); nuclear exosome (RNase complex). Gene Ontology annotation, biological process: U4 snRNA 3'-end processing; U5 snRNA 3'-end processing; nuclear mRNA surveillance. NCBI's taxonomy places the organism in Eukaryota, Metazoa, Chordata, Ceratodontiformes, Protopteridae. Bases 353 to 1681 code for a protein of 442 amino acids. The record is from RefSeq and is a predicted model, not a curated record.
UUUGCCGUGGGUUUUGGAAACCUUCGUUUUCCGCGUGACAUUACCUCCGUGUUUCCUACAGUACAGCUCGCGCACAUCAAAUAAACUCUAGUUUUUGUCAAAACUUAUUUAGUAAUAAUUUACCACGUGUUUCUAAAGUCACCAGAUCUUACGAGGGUCGAAGCUCAAGUCUGAGUCAAAAUCAGACCUUCGUAAAUUCUCAAAUAAACAGAUUCCUCUCAUCGUAAACAUACACAUCGAACGUCACAGAUUUAAAGGAUUCAUUUUUCUUGUUCUUGUCGUCGCACUUUAUCGACGCUAUAAGUGGGCGACGCGGCAUGGCUUUCUAAUCUGUAGAUGUUUACUGCUCAACAUGAGGGAAACACCGCUAUCUACGUGUGAAAAGCAGUUCCUCUUGCAGGCUAUUGCUGAAAAGAAGCGCCUUGAUGGACGUCAGACUUAUGACUACAGGAACAUAAAAAUAUCUUUUGGCACAGAUUAUGGCUGCUGCAUUGUUGAGGUUGGACAAACAAGAGUCCUUGGACAGGUUUCGUGUGAACUUGCACUCCCAAAAAUGAACCGACCUACUGAGGGUGUAGUUCAUUUUAACCUGGAACUCUCGCCAAUGGCGUCACCAGUAUUUGAAGCAGGAAGAAAUUCUGAGUUAUGUGUUAAGCUUAAUCAGCUACUGGAGCGAUGUUUUAGAAAUUCAAAGUGCAUAGACACAGAAUCUCUCUGUGUUGUUUCUGGAGAAAAGGUAUGGCAUAUUCGUGUUGACAUCCAUUUGCUUAACCAUGAUGGAGAUAUUAUUGAUGCUGCAAGUAUAGCAGCAAUAGCGGCUUUGAGUCACUUCCGGAGACCUGAUGCAUCUGUUCAAGGGGAUGAAGUAACAGUGUACUCCCUCGAGGAGAGGGACCCAAUUCCUCUGUGCAUCCACCACAUGCCUAUCUGUGUUAGCUUUGCAUUCUUCCAACAAGGAAAAUACCUACUGGUAGAUCCUACAGAGCGAGAAGAAAGGGUGAAGGAUGGUUUGUUGGUAGUUGCAAUGAACAAACACCGUGAGAUUUGCAUAAUUCAGUCAAGUGGAGGAAUUAUGUUGUUUAAAGAUCAGGUACUCAAAUGUUGUAGAAUUGCCAGUGUAAAAGUAGCAGAAAUCACAGAAUUAAUUCAGAAAGCUUUGGAAAAUGACAUACAAGCCAGGAAACGAGGAGAAAAAUUUGGCUUUGCAGAGUCUCUCCCUGACCAGAAGAUUACAGCUCUCAAGAUGGAUGUUACAACAAUAGAUACAAGUGAUGCAGAAGACACUGCUAGAGAGGUUGUGGAAAAGGCGGAACCACCAAUGGAAGUUAAUUCAAAACCAGUUGUAUGGGCUCCAGGGACAGUACAGAUUGGCGAAGGCAUUGAAAAUGCUUGGGGCAUUGAAGAUUUUCCAAGUGACGAUGAGGAAGAGGAGGAGGUUAUUUUUAUAGAUGAAAACAAGAUGGAUAUGGCUAACACAAAUGGUACAAGCACAGGAAGAAAUGUUCUUGAGGUUAUAAGUCUGUCAGACAGUGAAGAAGAAGAUGUAAUGAUACUGGAGCCAGAGGGAACUGAAAGAAAAGAAAAAAGGCCCAGCAACAUCAACAAACAGAAGGACACACCAUUUAAAGAGUCUGGCAAAAAGAAGAAAACUAAAACAAAGAAGUUCCACCAAUCUUGGUAAUAUGGUGGAAUAUUUCAGUUGUUUAAUAUUGUACAGAUUUUAUAUGAGAAAUAAAUCUAUCGAAAGAA